Messenger RNA from Malaya genurostris, 1137 nucleotides. Its product is annotated as short coiled-coil protein B. Gene Ontology annotation, cellular component: trans-Golgi network. Lineage: Eukaryota; Metazoa; Arthropoda; Insecta; Diptera; Culicidae. The transcript is spliced from 2 exons. The record is from RefSeq and is a predicted model, not a curated record. Bases 127 to 543 code for a protein of 138 amino acids.
CAAAACGUCAUAAUUUUGCAAAACGUCGAUUUUUCAGUCAAUCAAUUCUUUAAAAAAUUUAAUCUGCAGUUUUUCGGCUGCAAGGAUUUUCGAUUAUUAGGAAUUUGGUGCAGUAGAAAGUGUAAGAUGGAUACUUCUGCAAUGUCACUAAAUUCCACGGAAGAUAUUCCCCUAGCGGAUGAUGAUCUGGAAGUAAUCAUCAACGACGACGAAAGCUCAAAGUACAUGCAAAACGGACGCUCAUUGGAUUCGAUUGCUAGUUCUUACACUAAUGGGAAUACAAGCCCCCGUCAUUUUUUGGAAGCCGAAUGUCCGGAUGCGGACGAACAAGAGGAAAGGGCACGACUCAUAACGCAGGUACUGGAGCUGCAAAACACACUGGAUGAUCUGUCGCAACGCGUAGACAGCGUGAAGGAGGAGAAUCUUAAACUGCGCUCUGAAAAUCAGGUUCUUGGUCAAUACAUUGAGAACCUGAUGUCCGCUUCGUCGGUGUUCCAAUCGACCAACCAAGGCCAAUCUUCUUCUGCACCGAAGAAAAAGUAAACCGGCCUUCAGUUGGUGAAUUUUGGAAUAUAAUUUCCGUAGACCAAAGAGAAUCAUUCGUUUGACACGCAGAUUUGUCUUCACGCUGGUGCUAGAUAUAAAAAUUAUGAACAAAAUAGUUAAACGCUUUCACGUUCAACGGAGUAGUUGAAAUCGCUUAUAUUGCCGGACACUUCGUCCAACUAAAUGUGCAAAAGAUAUGUUAUAUCUAUUUCUACCUUAAACACAGAAUCAAAGUAACUAUACUAGAAAAUAACAGUCACACGUAUAAAGUAACAAACUAUAAAAAUGACACACAGUUCAAGCGAUUUAGUUAUCAAAUAUUACUACUUAUAAGUUUUGUAUGAUACAUGACAAAUAGCCAUUACUUUUCUGGUCGUUUAGGCAUUAAUUUUAAUCCUGUGUUCGAACAUUUGCUCCUCGUAUACAAUGACUCUCUAUAAGUAACAUAAUGUAUUAAUAGGUUUAAUGAUUUCUUGGAAAUUAUCGCGCAUUUGUUCGUUCAAACUCAAUUUUAAUUCUAUUUUUAGUUGUUUAAGUUUUAUGCAAUAUUGUGAUCAGACCACAAAAACUUAUUUUGAUUCAUAGAUGUAA